AUGAUGAAAAAUAUUAUAUUUUUCUGUGUAUUCAUCGUAUUGAAAAGCGGAGUAUUUGGAUUUCGCUGCGAUAGACGGCCAUAUGGAUCUAUUACUAAACCUUCAGCGGCUGAUGGCAGAUUCAAAUUGACUGUGGUCGGUGCUGAAGACACUUACUUGCCUGAUCAGCUAUACACAGUUCAAAUCACAUCAACUGACGGCGGUUCAAGAUUCACUGGCUUCAUGAUAUCAGCGGACGGCGCAACGAAGCCAGAUCCAAGUAACCCCAGACGAAUGAUAGCUUACUUCCCCGGCCAUCUCCGGCCACAAGACUUGAUCUCUGCGAAAUUUAGCGACCGAUGUUUGUAUUCCGUUGAACAUGCUAUAGCGUCGCCUAAAACGUCUGUUGAGGUGUAUUGGCAAGCUCCGGAGUCAGGCAAUGGCUGCGUUACUCUACGUGCUAUGGUAGUAGAGACAGACGAGGUGUGGUUCGAAGAUGGUCCGCCGUUAACACAGCGGCUCUGUGAGGACAUGAGACAGCCCGAUGACGUCACUCCACAGCUCAACUACGACUGCCAGAUCUGUGACGAAGCUAAAUACGAAAUAGCGUUCACAGGCAUCUGGUCUCGAAACACGCAUCCUCGUUUAUAUCCCGAGAAGGAGUGGGAGCCGCGGUACAGUGACUUAGUGGGAGCGUCCCACGCUAUUGACUGUACGCUGUGGUCACCCGGCGCUCUCGCUACAGACGGCUUUAGAGAACUUGCGGAACACGCCAACACUAGCAGAUUUGAAGCGGAAAUUCGUGAACAAAUCGGGACUUGUGUCCGCACGAUGGUGAAAGGCAAAGGCCACGGUUAUCCAAAGAUGAACAAUCCGACGUACGCAUUCAUUCGUGCUGACAAGAGGUACCACUUGGUCAGUGUGGCUGUCGGUAUUCAUCCCUCUCCAGACUGGUUCCUCGGCGUGACGCGGUUUGAGCUCUGUCAGAACGACAAUACAUGGGUCAAAGAGAGGGAACUCAAUCUGUUUCUAUGGGAUGCGGGAACUGACAGUGGUGUUUCUUAUGAGUCAAUGAACAUCGCAACGUUUCCUCAAGACGCGAUAUCCCGAGUUCAGAUGAGUUCAUACGAUAAAGAGUCACCUUUCUACGAAACGGAUAUGAAAGAACUGCAUCCGUUCGGCAGACUGAGGAUCAAAUUGGUGCGGACUUACCAUAAGGAGUGCGUGGAGGAGGAGGAGGAAGGCAAAGAAACCACCGCAACAGAGGAGGAAAAGUCUACUACUGAAGAAGUGACUUCGACAACAACAGAGGUGACGACGACAGAAACAGAGGCAGAUACAGAAGAGCCGAGUCCGUCGGAGCCCGAUGCGCCUUCCAGUGAGACACCAAUUGUCACGGACCCGGAAUCCCCGGAGGACUGUCCGAUGUCGCAGUGGCAGGAGUGGAGCGAAUGCGAAGGGGAAUGUAUCGACGGUCAGAUAAUCGGCUACAGAUGGCGGGAGAGGUACCAUUUGGUGGAUGGAGUUGCUGUAGAGAAGUAUGACCCACAUGCCAAACACAAAGUGACGAAGGAAGUACCGAGAUUCUGUAAGCUUCAUUACGAUACAUUCGAAAGGGAGGAAUGCGAAGAUAAAUGUUCUGAUGAUUUUUCCAUUGAAGAGCCAACAGUUGAGCGGCAUGUUAUGGAGCCUAUAGCUCCCGGCUACCCCUGGCAGUCGAGGAAAAGGCACACUUUCAAGUUUUGAUUGAAUAUUUUUAAUUUUAUAAUAAUUAGGGAUAUUGCUACAUAGUUACAUAAGUUCACAUACUAGAUA
Molecule: messenger RNA, 1794 nt
Organism: Papilio polytes (common Mormon)
Lineage: Eukaryota; Metazoa; Arthropoda; Insecta; Lepidoptera; Papilionidae
Product: spondin-1-like
Exons: 10
Coding region: 1-1725 (574 amino acids)
Biological process (GO): cell adhesion
Cellular component (GO): extracellular matrix
Source: RefSeq, a predicted model, not a curated record